Messenger RNA from Arabidopsis lyrata subsp. lyrata, 1072 nucleotides. RefSeq names its product transcription initiation factor IIF subunit beta. Gene Ontology annotation, biological process: transcription by RNA polymerase II; transcription initiation at RNA polymerase II promoter. Bases 126 to 908 code for a protein of 260 amino acids. The record is from RefSeq and is a predicted model, not a curated record. NCBI's taxonomy places the organism in Eukaryota, Viridiplantae, Streptophyta, Magnoliopsida, Brassicales, Brassicaceae. The transcript is spliced from 5 exons. Gene Ontology annotation, cellular component: transcription factor TFIIF complex.
CGACAAGACUUAGGGUUAAGUCAAAAACAAAAUCCGAAACAGAGUUUAGAUCAGAGCUCAGGAGAAGUAACUACGAGAAGACGAAGAAGAAUAUUGAUUUGGAGAGAGAGUUAUUUUGAGUAACGAUGGAAGAGAGUCAUGAACUCGAUAUGGAGAAAACUGAUAGACGUAUUUGGUUGAUGAAGUGUCCUGUAGUUGUAGCCAAGACAUGGGAGAAGCUAGCUCCUUCGUCUUCUUCUUAUUCUUCCUCUGAUUCUCUUCCCAACUUGGCAAAGGUUGUUCUCGACGUUGAUCCUUUACGGCCCGAUUAUUCGCCUGAGUUUACUAUGCAAAUGGUUGCUGCUGAGUAUGGGAACAUGCCAAAGUGCUACGCUUUGAACAUGUUCAAAGACUUUGUUCCGAUGGAGGCCUUCUCCGAAACCAAUCUAGUAAAUACAGCUGUUGAAGGAAAUGUUGAUCACAAAUUCGAUAUGAAGCCACAUGGCGAGAACAUUGAAGAAUAUGCUAGGCUCUGUCGUGAGAGAACGAGCAAAGCCAUGGUUAAAAAUCGACAGAUUCAGGUUAUUGAUAAUGACCGCGGAGUACAUAUGAGGCCCAUGCCUGGAAUGCUUGGUUUAGUUUCCUCCAAUUCAAAGGAAAAGAGGAAACCUCCCCCAGUCAAGCAAACCGAGGUGAAGAGGACGAGGAGAGAUCGUGGUGAGCUUGAAGCUAUAAUGUUCAAGCUAUUCGAAGGCCAACCUAACUGGACAUUGAAGCAGCUUGUACAAGAGACGGACCAGCCAGCUCAGUUCCUGAAAGAAAUACUAAACGAGCUCUGCGUGUACAAUAAGAGAGGAUCAAACCAAGGGACAUAUGAGCUUAAACCUGAAUACAAGAAAUCUGCUGAAGAUGAUGCAGGUGGGCAGUAAAAUCAAUCCCUGUGUAAUGCACUACCAUAUACUUGUGCCAUAGUCAUAACAUUAUUAUAUAAACGCUGAGUCCAUUGAUCGGAAAAAAAAAGAUUUUAGCAGGGAAGAGAAAAGAGGGUUUUUAAGUGGUAAUCUUUAUUAUAUAAAAGUGAGUUUUUGUUUUA